GGGCCGCCGGCAGCAGAGGUCUGAGAUCCAGAGGAGUCAUGGCUGCUGUGUUCGCUGUCCUUCUGUUGGGGCUGCUGGCCGCCGCCGCCGCCGCCGACGUCCCCGCCGCCCCCAGCUGUGAUGAUGUCAUCACCCCGCUCCGCAGGGACCAAGCAGACAAGGCGUUGGGCUCCUGGGUUCUGGUAGGUGUCGUGACAGAUAGGAAGACGGGUCUGCCUCUGCCCGCCAGCUCCUUCAUGGAGCUCUCGCUGUCGGAGGACAACAGCUCCUUCACCUACAUGGAGAGGAACGGGUUGGGCAAUGAGCCAUGUAACCGGUUCCGCAUCAUGGGCAACAUUACGGACGACGCCAACCUCACUCUGAGGCUCCACACUCUGGUCCCUCUCUGUGCUGCAGUGAGUGAGCUUGGCAGCCCCCGGGAGUGCUUCGGACUGAUCACUCUGUUCCAGAGCUGUCCUUCCUGCCCUGAGGACCGGCUCACCUUCAACUACAGAGGCGGAGACAACCCCACAGACAGCAACUCCACCGCCGUCCAGUUCGUAAUGAACUACAGGAGGGAGGGGGAGCACCAGGACCUGGAGGCUCUGAAGGAGGUUCCUCUGAGCACCAGACAGCAGGCCGCGUGCCUCAACAUGACAGAAAUCACCGGGGAGUACAGCUACGACGGAGUAACAGGUGAGGCCUACCGUACAGCGAGGCCUACCGUAGAGCGAGGCCUACUGUAGAGUGAGGCCUACUGUAGAGUGAGGCCUACCGUAGAGUGAGGCCUUCCGUAGAGUGAGGCCUACCGUACAGCGAGGCCUACUGUAGAGUGAGGCCUACUGUAGAGUGAAUCCUACUGAAGAGCGAGGCCUAGCGAACAGUGAGGCCUACUGUAGAGUGAGGCCUACUGUAGAGUGAGGCCAGCUGUACAAUGAGGCCUACCGUAUAGUGAGGCCUACUCUAGAGUGAGGCCUACUGAUGAGUGAGGCCUACUGUAUGGUGAGGCCUACCGUAGAGUGAGGCCUACUGUAGAGUGAGGCCAGCUGUAUGGUGAGGCCUACCGUAGAGUGAGGCCUACCGUAGAGUGAGGCCUACUGUAGAGUCAGGCCUAUCGUAGAGUGAGGUCUACUGUACGGUGAGGCCUACUGUAGAGUGAGGUCUACUGUUGAGUGAGGCCUACUGUACGGUGAGGCCUACCGUAGAGUGAGGCCUACUGUAGAGUGAGGCCUAGUGUAGAGUGAGGCCUACUGUACAAUGAGGCCUACCGUACAUUGAGGCCUACUGUAGAGUGAGGCCUACUGUACAGUGAGACUUACUGUAGAGUGAGGCCUACUAUAGGGUGAGGCCUACUGUAGAGUGAGGCCAACUGUAGUGUGAGGCCUACUGUAGAGUUUCAGUAGAGUACCAGGAGAGUACCAGCAGAAUACCCGUAGAGCAUCAGUCCUACAGUAGAGUACCAGUAGAGCAUCAGUCCUACAGUUGAGUACCAGUAGAGUACCAGUAGAGUAUUAGUCCUACAGUAGAGUAUCAGUAGAGUACCAGUAGAGUAUAAUGCAGUACUAAUGUUGAUCUCCUGUCUCUCUCAGAGUUGUGUCUCAGGAAGAAACCGACAACUGAAGAUCUAUUCUCUGCUCCGAAAUAAAUCAGAAAUAAAAUCUCUAUUCAAAGUGA
Messenger RNA from Gadus macrocephalus (Pacific cod), 1653 nucleotides. Its product is annotated as saxitoxin and tetrodotoxin-binding protein 1-like. The record is from RefSeq and is a predicted model, not a curated record. NCBI's taxonomy places the organism in Eukaryota, Metazoa, Chordata, Actinopteri, Gadiformes, Gadidae. The coding region runs from base 39 to 725 and encodes 228 amino acids. The transcript is spliced from 6 exons.